AGACGAUUUCCAUAGUAACCCGAUCAAGUGGCUCAGGACCGCAAACCUGAGGAUUUCGUCGGCCCCGCUGGCGUUGACCUCGGCCAGUUCCCACAAACAGUAAUUACUGAAGAAUAACAACGGGAGACAAUAGAGUUAAAUGUAAAUCCAGGUGUUAUGGUUCUGAAACUAAGAAAAAUAACUGAAGUCCUAAUUCUCCAAUUCUUCUCCUGGCAUGAGAAGUACUGUACUUUUGUAUUAAAAUGGAGAAUUGUGAAGACAGGAAGAGGUAGCAGUUGGAAAUGACUUUCCUGGAUGAGUAGAUCACUUAGGAGACAUCAACAUUACAGAACGAUAUGCUGGCUUGGAAGGUGCUGGAACUAAACUGCAAACUUUCGUUUUUUUCAUUCAAUCCAUGGAUUUUCUAAUUGUUCCUUGGAGUAGAUGAAGUCCAAAGCCAGUGUGUGAUGGGGCGUGUGGCGUGCCAGUGUUUUCCUAUUUACUGCAUCUUGGAUUAGUUUGCUGCCAUUUUGAAGAGUUUGCAUUUUGUGGGCAAAGACCUAAUGUGAUGGAUUUAUCUUCAGAAAUGAACAGACAUGGGAAGAAUCCAGUGAGUCACAAGCUGGAAGACCAGAAGAAGAUUUACACUGACUGGGCCAACCACUACCUGGCAAAAUCUGGCCACAAGCGGUUGAUCAAGGACUUGCAGCAGGACAUUGCGGACGGGGUCCUUCUGGCAGACAUCAUCCAGAUCAUUGCAAAUGAGAAAGUUGAAGAUAUCAAUGGAUGUCCAAGAAGUCAGUCUCAGAUGAUUGAAAAUGUUGAUGUCUGCCUUAGUUUUCUGGCCGCCCGAGGAGUAAACGUCCAAGGUCUGUCUGCUGAAGAAAUAAGGAAUGGAAACCUAAAAGCCAUCCUAGGGCUCUUUUUCAGCUUGUCUCGCUACAAGCAACAACAGCAUCAUCAACAGCAGUAUUACCAGUCCUUGGUGGAGCUUCAGCAGCGAGUGACUCAUAGUGUUCCUCAAUCGGAAGCCAGCCAGGCCAAAACCCAGCAAGAUAUGCAGUCCAGUCUGACAGCCAGAUAUGCAGCUCAGUCUAAACACAGUGGGAUUGCAACCAGUCAGAAAAAGCCUACUAGGCUUCCAGGGCCCUCUAGGGUGCCAGCUGCAAGCAGCAGCAACAAGGCUCAGGGAGCCUCCAAUCUAAACAGGAGAAGUCAGAGCUUUAACAGCAUUGACAAAAACAAGCCUCCAAAUUAUGCAAAUGGAAAUGAAAAAGAUUCCCCCAAAGGACCUCAACCAUCUUCAGGUAUAAAUGGAAACACACAGCCUCCUAAUACUUCUGGGCAACCCCCAGCCUCUGCCAUCCCUUCCCCAAGCGCCAGCAAGCCCUGGCGCAGCAAGUCCAUGAAUGUCAAGCACAGUGCAACCUCCACCAUGCUGACAGUGAAGCAGCCAAGCCCUGCCACCUCUCCCACACCAUCUUCAGACAGACUGAAGCCGCCUGCCACAGAAGGGGUCAAAAGUGCUCCUUCGGGACAGAAAUCAAUGCUUGAAAAAUUCAAGCUGGUAAAUGCCCGGACAGCCUUGCGCCCCCCUCAGGCUCCCUGUUCCGGACCUAAUGAUGGUGGGAGAGAUGAUGAUGCCUUCUCUGAAUCAGGAGAAAUGGAAGGUUUUAACAGUGGUCUGAAUAGUGGUGGCUCCACAAACAGCAGCCCCAAAGUGUCACCUAAAUUAACCCCUCCGAAAGCAGGAAGCAAAAAUUUCAGCAAUAAAAAGUCUUUGCUGCAGCCAAAAGAAAAGGAGGAGAAAAACAGGGACAAGAAUAAAGCCUGCGCUGAGAAGCCAGGAAAAGAAGAGAAGGACCAGGUGAUGGAGGCAGCUCCGAAAAAGACCUCUAAAAUCGCAAGCUUGAUCCCAAAGGGCAGCAAGACCACAGCAGCCAAGAAAGAGAGCUUAAUUCCAUCGUCCAGUGGAAUUCCAAAGCCAGGCUCAAAGGUGCCCACGCCAAAGCAAACUAUUUCACCCGGCAGUGCAGCAAGUAAAGAGUCUGAGAAAUUCAGGACUAGCAAGGGAAGCUCGUCCCAGGCCUUCCCAAAGGCCAUCACUACGGAGAAGGCAAACAUGCCCAGCCUCUCUGCUCCUCUGGAGGGGCGGGAAGUGGGCCAAGCAUCUCCCUCCAGCUCCUGUGUUGUGCAGGUAGCACACAGCAGUGGGCAGAGCCCUGCCAAUGGAGCUGUCCAGCUCCCUCAGCAGCAGCAGCAUAGUCAUCCCAACACUGCCACGGUGGCUCCGUUCAUUUACAGAGCACAUUCAGAAAAUGAAGGCACCUCUUUACCACCUGUUGACUCCUGUACCAGUCCUACAAAGAUGGAUUCUUCCUAUAGUAAGACGGCUAAGCAAUGCCUAGAAGAGAUAUCCGGUGAGGACCCUGAAGCUAGGAGAAUGCGCACAGUCAAGAACAUAGCAGAUCUGAGGCAGAACUUGGAAGAGACAAUGUCCAGUCUUCGAGGGACCCAGAUAAGCCACAGCACCCUGGAGACAACAUUUGAUACAACUGUGACAACCGAAGUGAAUGGAAGGGCCAUCCCCAACCUGGCAAGCCGACCUACCCCCAUGACCUGGAGACUGGGUCAAGCGUGCCCUCGUCUACAGGCUGGAGAUGCCCCCUCCAUGGGCGCUGGAUAUUCUCGAAGCGGUACCAGCCGAUUCAUCCACACGGAUCCCUCCCGGUUUAUGUAUACAACACCUCUCCGCAGAGCUGCUGUCUCGCGUCUGGGAAACAUGUCACAAAUAGAUAUGAGCGAGAAAGCAAGCAGUGAUCUGGAUGUGUCUUCUGAAGUGGAUGUUGGUGGAUAUAUGAGUGACGGUGAUAUCCUUGGGAAGAGUCUGAGAGCAGAUGAUAUCAACAGUGGGUACAUGACAGAUGGUGGGCUCAACCUAUAUACUAGAAGUCUUAACCGAGUACCAGAUACAGCAGCUUCUAGGGAUGUCAUCCAGAGAGGAGUUCACGAUGUGACAGUGGAUGCAGACAGCUGGGAUGACAGCAGUUCCGUGAGCAGUGGUCUCAGUGAUACACUUGACAACAUUAGCACAGACGACCUCAAUACCACAUCCUCCAUCAGCUCUUACUCAAACAUCACUGUUCCCUCCAGGAAGAACACUCAGCUGAAAACAGAUGCAGAGAAACGUUCAACAACAGAUGAGACCUGGGAUUGUCCGGAGGAGCUGAAGAAAACGGAGGAAGAUUUUGACAGCCAUGGUGAUGGAGGUGCCAAGUGGAAGGGUGUUACUUCUGGACUUGCUGAAGACUCAGAAAAGACUGGGCAGAAAGCUGGCCUGUCCAUGUCUCAGACAGGCUCCUGGAGGAGAGGCAUGUCUGCCCAGGGAGGAACGCCAGCUAGGCAGAAAACCAGCACAAGUGCACUCAAGACCCCUGGGAAGACAGAUGAUGCCAAAGCUUCCGAGAAAGGGAAAACUCCUCUUAAGGGAUCAUCCUUGCAAAGGUCUCCUUCAGAUGCAGGGAAAAGCAGCGGGGAUGAAGGGAAAAAGCCACCCUCAGGCAUUGGAAGAUCGACCGCCAGCAGUUCUUUUGGAUAUAAGAAGCCAAGUGGUGUAGGGGCCUCUACUAUGAUUACCAGCAGCGGUGCUACUAUAACAAGCGGCUCAGCUACACUGGGAAAAAUCCCCAAAUCCACUGCCAUUGGUGGGAAGUCCAAUGCAGGAAGGAAAACCAGCUUGGAUGGGUCCCAGAAUCAAGAUGAUGUUGUCCUGCACGUGAGCUCGAAGACCACCCUCCAGUACCGCAGUUUGCCCCGCCCUUCUAAGUCCAGCACCAGCGGAAUCCCUGGGAGAGGUGGCCACAGAUCAAGCACCAGCAGCAUUGAUUCCAAUGUCAGCAGCAAGUCAGCUGGGGCCACCACCUCCAAACUGAGAGAACCCACUAAGAUCGGCUCAGGGCGCUCCAGUCCAGUCACUGUCAAUCAAACAGACAAAGAAAAGGAGAAAGUAGCAGUGUCGGAUUCAGAGAGUGUUUCCUUGUCAGGUUCCCCCAAAUCCAGCCCCACCUCUGCCAGUGCCUGUGGUACUCAAGGGCUCAGACAGCCAGGGUCCAAAUAUCCAGAUAUUGCCUCGCCUACGUUUCGAAGGUUGUUCGGUGCCAAGGCAGGCGGCAAAUCUGCCUCCGCACCUAAUACCGAGGGGGUGAAAUCCUCCUCGGUAGUGCCCAGCCCUAGUACCUCUUUAGCCCGACAAGGCAGUCUGGAGUCACCGUCGUCCGGUACGGGAAGCAUGGGCAGUGCUGGUGGGCUGAGUGGCAGCAGCAGCCCUCUCUUCAAUAAACCCUCAGACCUAACUACAGAUGUUAUAAGCUUAAGUCACUCCUUGGCUUCCAGCCCAGCGUCGGUUCACUCUUUCACAUCCGGUGGGCUUGUGUGGGCUGCCAAUCUGAGCAGUUCCUCUGCCGGCAGCAAGGACACUCCAAGUUACCAGUCCAUGACUAGUCUCCAUACGAGCUCUGAGUCCAUUGACCUGCCCCUCAGCCAUCAUGGCUCCCUGUCUGGACUGACCACAGGCACUCACGAGGUGCAGAGCCUGCUCAUGAGAACGGGUAGUGUGAGAUCUACUCUCUCAGAAAGCAUGCAGCUUGACAGAAAUACACUACCCAAAAAGGGACUAAGAUACACCCCAUCAUCUCGGCAGGCCAACCAAGAAGAAGGCAAAGAGUGGCUACGUUCGCAUUCCACUGGUGGGCUGCAGGAUACUGGUAACCAGUCUCCCUUGGUCUCCCCUUCUGCCAUGUCAUCUUCAGCCACAGGAAAAUACCACUUUUCCAACUUGGUGAGUCCCACCAACCUGUCUCAGUUUAACCUGCCUGGGCCCAGUAUGAUGCGCUCCAGCAGCAUUCCCGCCCAGGACUCCUCCUUCGACCUCUAUGAUGAUGCCCAGCUUUGUGGUAGUGCCACUUCUCUGGAGGAAAGGCCACGUGCCAUCAGCCACUCAGGCUCAUUCAGAGACAGCAUGGAGGAAGUUCAUGGCUCUUCACUGUCAUUGGUCUCUAGCACAUCCUCCCUUUACUCUACGGCUGAAGAGAAGGCUCAUUCAGAGCAAAUCCAUAAGCUACGGAGAGAACUGGUUGCCUCCCAGGAGAAAGUGGCCACCCUUACAUCUCAGCUGUCAGCAAACGCUCACCUUGUAGCAGCUUUUGAAAAGAGUUUAGGGAAUAUGACUGGCCGUUUGCAAAGUCUAACCAUGACAGCAGAACAAAAGGAAUCUGAACUUAUAGAACUACGGGAAACCAUUGAAAUGCUGAAGGCCCAGAACUCUGCUGCCCAGGCAGCCAUUCAGGGUGCUCUGAAUGGCCCAGACCAUCCUCCCAAAGAUCUCCGCAUCAGAAGACAACACUCCUCUGAAAGUGUUUCUAGUAUCAACAGUGCCACGAGCCAUUCCAGCAUUGGCAGUGGUAAUGAUGCCGACUCCAAGAAAAAGAAGAAGAAAAACUGGCUGAGAAGUUCUUUCAAGCAAGCCUUUGGAAAGAAAAAGUCCACCAAGCCACCUUCCUCGCAUUCGGACAUUGAAGAGCUAACAGACUCCUCCCUGCCAGCUUCACCCAAGCUACCCCACAAUGCUGGCGAGAGUGGCUCCUCAUCCAUGAAGCCCUCGCAGUCGGCCUCAGCGAUCUGCGAGUGCACAGAGGCUGAGGCUGAGAUCAUUCUGCAGUUGAAGAGCGAGCUCAGAGAGAAGGAAUUAAAAUUAACAGAUAUAAGGCUGGAGGCCCUCAGCUCUGCUCACCAUCUCGAUCAGAUCCGUGAAGCCAUGAACCGUAUGCAGAACGAAAUUGAAAUAUUGAAGGCUGAAAAUGACCGGCUGAAGGCAGAGACUGGAAACACAGCUAAACCUGCCAGGCCCCCAUCUGAAUCCUCAAGCACAGCCUCCUCCUCUUCUUCUCGCCAGUCCUUAGGGCUUUCACUCAACAACCUGAACAUCACAGAGUCUGUUACCUCAGAUAUUUUGCUAGAUGACACUGGUGAUGCAACUGGACAUAAGGAUGGCCGCAGUGUGAAAAUUAUAGUCUCCAUCAGCAAGGGCUACGGUCGAGCCAAGGACCAGAAGUCUCAGGCAUAUUUGAUAGGAUCCAUUGGUGUUAGUGGAAAAACUAAAUGGGAUGUCUUAGAUGGUGUCAUUAGGCGUCUCUUUAAGGAAUAUGUGUUCCGAAUUGAUCCAUCCUCUAGUCUUGGUCUGAGCUCUGACUGUAUUGCUAGCUACUGUAUAGGAGAUUUAAUUAGAUCUCAUAACCUAGAAGUGCCUGAACUGCUACCUUGUGGAUACCUGGUUGGAGAUAAUAAUAUCAUCACUGUGAACCUGAAAGGGGUAGAAGAAAAUAGUUUGGACAGUUUUGUUUUUGAUACACUGAUUCCUAAACCAAUUACCCAAAGGUACUUUAACUUGCUGAUGGAGCACCACAGAAUUAUACUCUCAGGACCAAGUGGUACUGGAAAGACCUAUUUAGCAAACAAACUUGCUGAAUAUGUAAUAACAAAAUCUGGAAGGAAAAAGACAGAAGAUGCAAUUGCUACCUUUAAUGUGGACCACAAAUCAAGUAAGGAAUUGCAGCAGUAUCUUGCCAACCUGGCUGAACAAUGCAGUGCAGACAAUAAUGGGGUAGAGCUCCCUGUUGUAAUCAUUCUGGAUAAUCUUCACCAUGUGGGCUCUUUGAGUGAUAUCUUCAACGGUUUUCUCAAUUGUAAAUACAACAAAUGUCCUUAUAUUAUUGGAACCAUGAAUCAGGGAGUCUCUUCAUCACCAAAUUUAGAACUACACCAUAAUUUCAGGUGGGUAUUAUGUGCAAACCACACAGAACCUGUGAAAGGCUUUUUAGGCAGGUAUCUUCGAAGGAAAUUGAUAGAGAUGGAAAUUGAAAGGAAUAUACGUAAUAAUGACCUAGUCAAAAUUAUAGAAUGGAUUCCUAAGACUUGGCACCAUCUCAAUAGUUUUUUGGAAACACACAGUUCUUCCGAUGUCACCAUUGGUCCUCGGCUUUUCCUUCCUUGUCCCAUGGAUGUGGAAAGUUCUAGGGUGUGGUUCAUGGAUCUUUGGAAUUAUUCGUUGGUACCUUAUGUUCUGGAGGCAGUGAGGGAAGGCCUACAGAUGUAUGGGAAACGUGCACCAUGGGAAGAUCCUUCCAAGUGGGUCCUUGACACGUACCCAUGGAGUUCGGCGUCCUUGCCUCAGGAAGGCCCAGCGUUACUGCAGUUGCGACCAGAAGAUGUUGGGUAUGAGGCCUGCACAUCUACAAAGGAAGCCACAACGUCAAAGCACAUUCCCCAGACUGAUACAGAAGGGGACCCCUUGAUGAAUAUGCUAAUGAAGCUCCAAGAAGCGGCCAACUACCCAGGCACACAAAGCUGUGACAGUGAUAGCGUCAGCCACCAUGAAGACAUUUUGGAUACAUCUAUCGAAUCCACCCUCUAAAGGGUGAAAGAGUUAGGCAAAGGACUAUGCUUUUCAAAAGGUGUUUUAAAAGACAGGUAUUGUCACUAAACCACUGCCAGUAUGAAAGUCCCCCGUCCAGGGCCCUGACCUAGAGUUGUGGUGUCCAAGGAGGCAGCAGAAUGAGGUUGGAACUGCCAAGAUGCUAAAUUGAAAUGAGAGCUUAAGUUUAUUUUAUUCCUAGGCAUUUUUAUAACCAUGGAGUUAGCAGCGGCUCCAUUGCUUGACUGGAAAGGGCCCUAAAGACUGGGCAACCAAGUAGAUUACACAUGGGAUAGUGAGACUGGACUUUAUUUUCUUCCUCUUUCAAAGUUUACAGUGCAGGCCUAUUUUUUUUUCUUUUUUCUUUGUCUUUUUUUGUGCCUUUCUUUUGUUUCCUCGGGGCGGAGGCUGCCCUUCUCAGGCAGGAUCCUUCUGAUCCAUGGAACUUUCUUUGUGCCACAUGGUGCUGGUGACAGAGCCCAAGUAGAGUUUAUGUUGUGUACUCACUCACUGCAGAAUGAACCCAUGAGGCCAGUCCUCCAUAAGCACAAAGGGAAUUGUGCACCCACCAUAAAAUAAAAUCGCCUGUGGCAAACGGGAAGGGCCAGCUUCCUUCUAACUGCCGUGCUCACUCCUGAAGGGCACUACCCUCUCUUAGGGUAUGAGUCAUGGGUUUUAUAAGGUUGUUUUUACCACAGUGGUCUUUUCAAACCACCUGCCAACUCCCUGAACCAGAGUUUUAUACCGAUUAUUAGUCAACACUGACAAAAGGCUUUUUAGGGCUUUAUUUGUUUGAGCCUUUUCAGUGAAAGAAGGAACAUUUUUCUAUGGUGCUGUCUCACUGCCUUAAACCAGAUUUCUCCAACAGUUUCAACAGUUCGUUUCAAUACUAAACCAUCAGUAAUUUCCACUGUCUCUUCAUUGACAACCAAGCAACACACCAGUUAACACAGCAGCCUCAUUUUCUGUAUAUCAUCUUUUUUAAUUUUCCUUUUCUUAAAAAAAUGGAUAGGAGAAAGGUCAGUAUUUUUAUCUUAUGAAUAAAGAGAUUUCUUUGCCUAUCCUGCAAAUAAUUCGAGAACCAUAGAACCCUUCUUUGGCCAUCACUUAAAGCAGAGACAUGUGGCUUCUUUCUGCCUAGUUCUAACUGAAAGCAUUUCAGAAGGUGGGAGAUACCCAGUCUGGAUCCAGUUGAACUACAAGCACUGGAUUCAGCAUGAGCACAAACCAUUUGGCUUUCCUCCCCUCAUGUUUAUCUUUCAAAGACAAAAGUUAGUUUCUGGCGCAUGUUGUUUUGAGUGCUAUCGUCAUACACGAGACAUUCUGCAUUAAGGAACACUGAUGUGGUCAGUCACUGUGGAAGAGGAAGCAUUUAUACUGUAUAAGAAGGUUAGAUUUGCACAGUCUACUGGGUAGGUAUUGUAAAUAAUGAUUUUUUUUUCCAAACUUGCACAAAUUCAAAAACAGACACAAACAAAAAUUGUAUUUUAUCCUGUUGGUGUUAAGAGGCGUCUCACUUGCUGAGGCUCCCUGUAUGCUGCAAGCAAAUUCAGAAUGCAAACCCUCAAAGCUGUUACUAUCUGGUGUGUUUGUCCUGUACUUAACAAGUUGUUGUGACAAUGCAGGAGCCAUCAGUGCUAGAGUGCGCAUGCUUCAGAAAGUGUACAUGAGGCUGGUACAAUUAUGGAUGAGUAACUGUCUGAAUGUACAUAUCUCAUGGCAGGCUAUAAAGACUGUGUGAGAACUAAUCAGUCACUGGCAAAGGUACACCGCUCACAGAGGUCAGGUUCCAAGUUUAUGAACCCUAAGGUCUAUGCCAUUGUAUAGAUGAAGCUCUGCGCGCCUUUUAGGACAUCUUAUUGGUGCUACCCUCUGUGACCACCUUUGGGUUGGCUUCUGUAGAGCAAAAUUAGCAACAAAAGGUACCUGUGCAGAUUUGAGAAAUGUCGCUAAGUAUCUAGGUCCUUUCACGGUGCUACCGCCCCGACGGAUAUCAGACUGAAUUUAUGCACACAGAAUUGUCACCCUGACUUUGGAACCUCAACUGUGGAUCAAAUCUAUUGUGCAACAUCAAUCUAUGUAGCUGGAUGAGUGACUAGUCGCCCUUGUAUGAUACGUGAGCUAAGGAAAUUGCUCAUCUUUCCCUGCCAUUUCCAGACACACAGUCAGUCCACACAUGAGCAUAAAGAGAACUUCCUGCAAUACAUCCCAGUAGGUACACCUAGUUUACAAUUUAAACUAGUUUGUGAAACAUUUGUCUGUACACAUUUUAUAUUUUGUACAUUUUUUGAUGUAACAUAUCAUGUAAAUAGGAAGAAGCAGUGAAAGAAAUCAUCUGAAAAGUUUUGUAGUCUUUGUAAAGCCCCGACAAUAGGUACUUGGUGUCAAUGGAUCUAACUGGAUGAUGUAUUUUCUAUUGGUUUAUUGUUCCCCUAGCUUGUAAACCAGCUUGCAUAUAUUUUUUUGCAAAUGUGCACCCUGUAUCUGUCUAAAUUAUUACUUUGCCAUUAAAGUGGAAUUAUUUAUUGACAACAAGGUGUGGUGUCUAUGUGCGGGGAAAUUUUGAAUAAUUAUGUGCAGGGACAUGUCAAGCUAUAAAAUGUUUCUUCACUAUGAAUAUGCCAUCAUUAGGGAUCUGUGUCAAUCUAAAUUCCAUAAGCACCAUAGGAAGGGCUCCAAAGCUUUUAAGUAAAUAAAUUAACUAAAUACAGUAUCUAUGUAGCUCCUAGAGUCAAAGUUAUUUAUUCAGUGAAUAUUUUUGAAAAUUCUGAAUGGUAUUCAAUCAUGCCUGAUAUCAAAAUACAAAUUAAUAUAGAAAUAAAAUGUUAAUAUUCACUGA
Messenger RNA from Mastomys coucha (southern multimammate mouse), 10286 nucleotides. RefSeq names its product neuron navigator 3 (gene Nav3). The record is from RefSeq and is a predicted model, not a curated record. Gene Ontology annotation, biological process: neurogenesis; nervous system development. Gene Ontology annotation, molecular function: protein binding; ATP binding; ATP hydrolysis activity. The transcript has 41 exons. Lineage: Eukaryota; Metazoa; Chordata; Mammalia; Rodentia; Muridae. The coding region runs from base 548 to 7447 and encodes 2299 amino acids.